UUGAGGGGUCGAGGGCACUUCUUCCUUCACUGAAAUUACGGUUCAUUUCAUCCCGCGUGCGGCGUGCGCGCUUCCUCUCCCUCUCUCUCUCUCCCCCCUCUUUCUGCGACGAACUGAGUGGGCUAGCUCCGCCGCCGCCCUACGCCAGGUGCCGAGGCCUUCGUUGGUCUCUUCGCCGGCCACGAGCACCCACCAGUAAAAUAGUUAAUGUAUGCAAAGGUGGAACCAGAUAUAUUUCUGUAGAAGUAAAUGAUAUAAUACUAUGAAUAAGGAUGGAAUAUUGUCUGAUGAUAAGAUGGCAAAGAUGGAAUCUGUUCAACCAAAUGGACAGCUAGUAGAUAUAAUAAUCAUCGACUCUCAAAGUGAUGAAAAUAAAAUUGGUGUGGAUACUAGUACUAGCAUAGGAGACAGUUCAUUGAAGGAGUAUAAGGAGCCUCCAUGCACAACAAUGGACAACAAUGCGAAUGAAGAAACAUCCAUUACUGAUGAUGAUACAGAGUCCGAUUCAUAUGAAAGCUCUCUCCGAGAAUCAGAUAAUGAACAAGCUUCAGCAUCUGUGGAAGGCACUGAGGUACCUCUUACUGAGGAAGAAGUUGAAGAAUUGGUUGCUGAAUUCCUCGAAGUCGAGAGCAAAGCAGCUCAAGCGCAAGAGUCACUUGAAAAGGAGUCACUGGACAAAGUUGAAAUUGAAGUAAGAUUGGAGUUAUCUGAGAGGCUUCAAGGAGAUGAGUUAGAAUCAGCUGUGUCAACUGAGAUGGAGCAAUUCCAGAUGCAAUGGGAAAAUGAACUUGAUGAUCUAGAGAUCCGUAGUUCUAUUCUGUUGGAACAACUUGAUGCUGCUGGAAUUGAACUUCCCAGACUCUAUAAGUCAAUUGAAAGUCAAGUUCCAAAUGUUUGUGAAACUGAAGCAUGGAAGAGCAGGACACAUUGGGCUGGUUCUCAAGUGCCUGAAGAAGCUAACCGAUCCAUUAAAAAUGCUGAUGAAUACCUUCAGUCUCGCAGACCUGUACGGAGAAAACACGGGAGGUUGCUGGAGGAAGGUGCUAGUGGCUUUCUUACUGGAAAAAUUCCUGUUGAGGAUGAUGAUUCUGUUAAGUGUCAUGAGAAAAGUUGGAGCUCUUUCAAUGAACUUAUUAAAUCUAAGGAGAAUGCUGAGAAUACAUUUGGUAGCAGUAACUGGGCAUCAGUUUAUCUUGCAAGCACCCCCCAGGAAGCAGCCGCAUUAGGUCUCCAGUUUCCUGGAGUUGACGAGGUAGAGGAGAUAUCUGAAGUUGGUGGUGUUUUUGAUGAUAUAAAAGGUGUAGAUGAAGUAGAGCUUUCUGAGGAACAGAGAAGGAAAUACAGAAAGGUUACGGAAGAGGAUGAUGCAAAAAUAAUGAAGUGCCUGCAGCGUCGUUUGAAAGGAAAAAGGACGAGGGGCUGGUGUAAGGAGAACAUUGGUUUGGUCUCAUCAUGUGAUGAGAAACCUCUACCAGAAAAUGGUGUUUUAGGUGCUAAAAGUGAUCUUCCUUCAUCUAAAAAACUCAAAACUGAUGAAAACAAAGUUUCUAUGGAGACAUUGAAGCAUACAUUUGAAGAUGAUGAUAACGAGAAGAGAUUGAAAACUGUUAUAAUAGAAAGUGAUGAUGAUAUGCAGACAGAUAACAAACGAGCUUUACAAAAGGAUGGUGAAGGUAGUUCCACAGAAGUCGAAAAAGUGGUUGAUAUCAUUGAUCUUGAUCUUUUCCCAUCACAAAGCCCUAAGCUCCCUACUAAGAGUUUGCCUAAAACUUUCAAAUGUACUAUUUGCUCUGAAAUGUUGAAUGCCUCUGAUGUGCAUCGCCACCCUGUCUUGGAUGUUGUUGUUUGUGGAUCAUGCAGAUUUCUUGUGAUAGAGAAGAAUCGUCUUGAGGAUCCUGUAUCUGGUGGUUAUUGCACUUGGUGUGCACGAAGUGAACUGCUUCAAAGUUGUAGUUCUUGUAAGCUUCUUUUCUGUACAAAUUGCCUGUCAAAGAAUUUAGGUGAAGAAUGCUUAUCAGAAGCUAAAGCCACUGGUUGGCAGUGUUGCUGCUGCAUACCCAGUCAACUGGAACUUUUAAUUUCUGAAUGUGACAAGGCCCUCGGUGGCGUGGAAUCUUCUGAUUCAGAGAGUAGCAACACAGAGCUUUCUGGACCAGAGAAUAGUGCAACUGUUAGCAAGCGAAGAAUGAAGAAGAGUAUUAGAAGAAUUAUGGAUGAUACAGAACUUGGUGAGGAAACAAAGCGUAGAAUUGCAAUGGAGAAGGCAAGGCAAGACCAUUUGAAGUCCAUGCAAGAGCAAUCUGCCACCAAGUUAAGGAGUGAGAAUAUUGGAACUCCCUUUGAAGCUCCAGUGAAAAUCUGUUUACAGGAUGCUGGUGAUGGACAUAUAGUCAACCUUGCCAGGGAGGAGGAUGAGGAACCUGUUAGGAUUCCAAGCAGCAUGUCUUCUAAACUGAAACCUCAUCAGGUAGAAGGAAUAAGGUUUAUGUGGGAAAAUGUUAUUCAAUCUGUUAAAAAGGUCAAAUCCGGGGAUAAAGGUCUUGGGUGCAUUUUGGCGCAUAACAUGGGCCUUGGGAAAACCUUUCAGGUUAUUACAUUCCUCUAUACUGUUAUGAGAUGUGCUCAAUUGGGAUUGCGCACAGCACUUGUUGUCACCCCUGUCAAUGUUCUUCAUAACUGGAGGAAAGAGUUUAGCAAGUGGCGUCCAGCAGAGCUGAAACCUCUUCGUGUUUUUAUGUUGGAAGAUGUUGCAAGGGUGAAAAGGCCAGAUUUACUAACCAGAUGGCGAGUGAAGGGUGGAGUGCUUCUCAUUGGUUAUUCAUCAUUUAGGAACUUAUCCCUUGGAAAGCAUGUGAAGGACAAAAAUUCUGCAAACGAAAUUGCUUAUGCUUUGCAGGUGACGUACCAUGUCCCUGCUAUCGGUACUGUUUCAAGUUCACUGUACUGCCAGUGUGGGCCAGAUAUUCUUGUAUGUGAUGAAGCACAUAUGAUAAAGAACAGGAGGGCCGACAUUACGCAAGCUCUGAAACAAGUAAGAACACAGAGAAGAAUUGCUUUAACUGGAUCUCCGUUGCAGAAUAAUUUGAUGGAAUAUUAUUGUAUGGUUGAUUUUGUCAGGGAAGGUUUUCUUGGGAGUACUCAUGAAUUCCGAAACAGGUUCCAGAACCCAAUUGAAAAUGGGCAACACAUGAAUUCAACAUCAGAUGAUGUCAAGAUCAUGAACCAACGAUCACACAUCUUGUUUGAACAACUGAAAGGUUUUGUCCAGCGGAAGAGCAUGAAUGUUGUGAAGAAUGAUCUACCACCAAAGAAGGUUUUUGUUAUUACUGUAAAGCUCUCUCAGCUGCAGAGGAAGCUAUACAAAAGGUUCUUAGAUGUUCAUGGUUUCUCAAGUAGUGGUUAUUCAGAAAAAUCUCACAGUUCCUUCUUUGCCAAGUACCAAACAUUAGCCCAGGUAUGGAAUCAUCCGGGGCUCCUCCAGAUGGCUAAAGAACAGAGAGGAAAUUUGCGUCGUGAAGACACUGUUGAGAACUUUAUGAUGGAUGAGAGUUCAAGCGAUGAUAAUGUUGAAAAUUACUUGCCUAAUGGAGAGAAGCAGAAGGAUAGAGCUGAUCAGCAGUCCAAAAAAAGCAACAUUGUGAAUGAGGAAAGUAACUGGUGGGAGGAACUUUUAGAUGAGAAUACCUAUAUGGAAGCAGAUUACAGUGGCAAAAUGACCUUGCUCCUAGAUAUCCUGUCAAAAAGUUCUGAAUUAGGCGACAAAGUAUUAGUUUUUAGCCAGAGUUUGACCACUCUGGAUUUAGUGGAGUUUUAUCUGGCAAAACUGCAAAUCAAUGGAAAAGAAGGCAAACACUGGAAGCGAGGGAAGGAUUGGUACAGGCUUGAUGGGAGCACUCCAUCUUCUGAACGGCAGAAUCUCGUGGAGAUGUUUAAUGACCCUGGAAACACAAGAGUGAAAUGCACGUUGAUAUCAACUCGUGCUGGAUCCCUGGGUAUCAACCUUCAUGCUGCAAAUCGCGUGGUUCUUCUGGAUGGAUCAUGGAAUCCAACACAUGAUUUGCAAGCCAUUUAUCGGGUUUGGAGGUAUGGCCAGACCAAACCUGUAUAUGCCUACCGCCUAAUGGCACAUCGAACAAUGGAAGAGAAAAUAUAUAAGCGCCAGGUGACAAAAGAAGGCCUUGCAGCAAGGGUGGUGGAUAGACAGCAAGUUUCAAGAACCAUUUCCAAAGAAGAGAUGCUGCAUCUUUUUGAAUUUGGUGAAGAGGAAUUAAUGGAACAGAAUGAGAAUGGUUCUACCAUAAUUGAGAAGCCAUCCACUUCUGACACUAUUAAAACCUCUGAGCCUGUACCUGUCGACAGUCUCAUGCUGAGCCUACUCAGUGAGCAAACUCGGUGGAUUUCAGGUUACCAUGAACAUGAAGCUCUCCUCCAAGAAAAUGAAGAAGAAAGGCUUACAAAGGAGGAGAAAGAUAUGGCUUUGUCAGAGUGGGAGUCAUUGAGGAAAGCUGCACUUGAUUCCGAGAGAAAAUCAAACAUGAGCGCAGCUCCAACAUAUCCUAAUGUUGUGCGGCCACUUAAGCCUGCUUCGAGAAGCCGGCAACUGCAGCAACCUAAGGUUAACUCAAAUAAUCAAAAGAAGUGCAACAACUUAACCCACUUGCUGACUCUAAGAAGUCAUGGCACGAAAGCAGGGUGCACGACAACCUGUGACGAGUGUGGCCAGGAGAUUAGUUGGGAGACUCUAAACAGAGAUGGCAGAUCGAGAUGAUGCCUGUCCAUGUGGCAUUGACAGAUUUUUUUUGUUCUUUUUGUAAAUGCUGACGUCCAGGUAGUAGUAUACAUUGUGUACACGAGAGUAUUAGAGUAGAAAGUAGAAAGGACAAUGAAAUUGGUUCUUGUGGUCCACAUGGUAGAACGCAUGAGAUGCAAUUGAGCAUGAGAUACAAUUGAACCAUCACAUUAUUAUGGAAUAUAGUCGUGGCAAGAUGUUCGUUAUGCA
Messenger RNA from Sorghum bicolor (sorghum), 4999 nucleotides. RefSeq names its product protein CHROMATIN REMODELING 20. Lineage: Eukaryota; Viridiplantae; Streptophyta; Magnoliopsida; Poales; Poaceae. Gene Ontology annotation, cellular component: nucleus. Bases 263 to 4768 code for a protein of 1501 amino acids. The transcript has 26 exons. The record is from RefSeq and is a predicted model, not a curated record. Gene Ontology annotation, molecular function: ATP binding; ATP-dependent chromatin remodeler activity; ATP hydrolysis activity.